Messenger RNA from Thermochaetoides thermophila DSM 1495, 5133 nucleotides. RefSeq lists its product as uncharacterized. Gene Ontology annotation, cellular component: nucleus; Ku70:Ku80 complex. Lineage: Eukaryota; Fungi; Ascomycota; Sordariomycetes; Sordariales; Chaetomiaceae. Gene Ontology annotation, molecular function: DNA-binding transcription factor activity, RNA polymerase II-specific; zinc ion binding; damaged DNA binding. Gene Ontology annotation, biological process: cellular response to X-ray; double-strand break repair via nonhomologous end joining; cellular response to gamma radiation. Bases 1 to 5133 code for a protein of 1710 amino acids. The transcript is spliced from 9 exons. The record is from RefSeq and is a predicted model, not a curated record.
AUGGCGUACGGUGAUGACGAUGACGACAGGCGCCAGGAUGAGGAAGAGGAGGAGCUGGAUGAGACAGAUUACAAAACCCAAAAAGAUGCCGUCUUGUUCGCCAUUGACGUCAGCGCAUCCAUGUUGCGGCCGCCGUCGCCAGCCACAUCCAACGACAAGAAGGCGGCAGCGACGGACAGGGACUCGGCCGUGGCGGCGGCGCUGAAGUGCGCGUACAAGGUCAUGCAGCAGCGUAUCAUUGCGCAGCCCAACGACAUGAUGGGUGUGUUGCUGUUCAAUACGCACAAGUCCAAGUUCCGCGAGGAGCAACCUGGCGGCCAUACCGGGGCUGCUUAUCCCCACUGCUACCUGUUGGUUGACCUGAACGUGCCCGGCGCCGACGAUGUCAAGAGGCUGAGAGCGCUGGCUGAGGAUGGGGAUGAUCCGGAGGGGAUCCUGGUUGCGUCGGAUGAGCCGGUCAGUAUGGCGAACGUGCUGUUCUGCGCCAACCAGGUGUUUACGACCAAUGCGCCUAACUUUGGCUCUCGCCGGUUGUUCAUCAUCACUGAUAAUGAUGACCCCCAUGCGAAAGACAAGAGCGCGAAGUCGUCUGCUGCUGUUCGUGCCAAGGACUUGUAUGACCUGGGAAUUGUCGUCGAGCUAUUCCCCAUUACCCGUGGGGAGGACAAGUUUGACCUGGCCAAGUUCUACGAUGACAUCAUCUACCGCGACCCUGCAGUUGAGGCGAUUAUGCCGGACGCGGUAAAAACGUCGAGAGCAGGAGACGGUUUGUCACUCCUGAACUCACUAAUCUCCAACAUCAACUCCAAGCAGACCCCCAAGCGGUCCUUCUUUUCCAACCUUCAUUUUGAGCUUGCUCCAGGAUUGACCAUCUCCAUAAAGGGAUACCAAAUCCUCCAUCGACAAAAACCGCAGCGAACCUAUCCUAUCUGGAUGGGCGGUGAGAAGCCAAUGCUUGCACACCCAGAGGCUGUCAGGGUGGACUCAGAGGCUCGGACAGUAGAUAAGUCUGAGAUCAUGAAAGCCUGGAAGUUCGGCGGCGAAUUCAUUCGUUUCAAACCCGAAGAAGCGGCAGCCCUGAGGGAAUUUGGGAGCAAAGUCCUUCGUUUGAUUGGUUUCAAACCCCGCUCCAUGUUGCCCAGCUGGGCUUCUGUGAAGAAGUCCGUCUUCAUCUAUCCCAGCGAAGAGCUAUUUGUCGGAUCUACCCGAGUGUUUUCUGCUCUGUGGCAGAAGCUUCUCAAGGAUGACAAGAUCGGCAUCGCAUGGUUCAUCCCGCGCGUGAAUUCGCAGCCACAAAUCGUGGCUAUCAUCCCAUCCGAAAACCCCGACGAAGAAGGCGCAGCGACGCCUUACUUACCAGCAGGGCUUUGGCUGUAUCCCUUGCCGUUUGCCGACGAUGUCAGGAAAGUUGAUGCCUCAGCGCCACCGAAAAAGGCAGACGAGCUGGCGACCAAGAUGCGAGAGAUUGUGGGCAACCUCCAGCUACCCAAAGGCAUCUACAACCCGCUCAAGUACCCGAAUCCGGCUCUUCAAUGGCACUACAGGGUGCUACAAGCCAUGGCACUCGAAGACGAGGUGCCUGACGAAAACGACAAAGAGGACCUCACUAUUCCCAAGUACAGGCAGAUCGCCAAACGGGUGGGGGGAUACAUGGCCGAAUGGAAAGAACUGCUGGAAGAGAAGACGAAGGCUUUUAUAAAGAGCCGGGCGUUGAAGCGCGAAGCUGAAGAUGAGGACGGCGGCAGACCGGUCGCAAAGCGGGCAAGAACUGUUCCCACUAUCAAAGAGGGCUCCGUUUCGGGCUCUAAGACUGGUAAUGCAAAACUCAAGGAGAUGUUUGAGAAUGGGACCCUCAAAAAUAUGACGGUUGCCGAUUUGAAAGAUGUGCUGGCGAGUAAGGGUGUGAGCGCGACUGGGAAAAAGGGGCAAUUGUUGGAGAAGUUGGAGCAGUGGAUAGAGCAGAACCUAUCAGCGCGACGUGUCACAAAAUAUCCAUCUCCGGAUAUCUGGCUCAUCUACGUCAUGGAGGCGUUGCUGGGCGCUUCCACGACGAACUCCUCGUGCGCUUCCAUCGCUGACCUCCAGAUUCAGCUGCGCAACCUUCUGAAUGCCCGUGUUACGCCCACACGCGCCGAACAUAUCUCUGCGACCUUCGAGAUCCGUGCGAGUGCCAUCUUCGACAUCCCCGGGAAUGAAACCCUCAACAACGCGCCGCACAUCGACCCACAACUCGCCGGUGUGGCCUCGAGUGCUGCACCGUCUGUGGCUGAGAAUGGUGCACUGGCAACGACGUACCGUGUCACCGCCAUCGAUGCCUUGAUGAACCAGCCACGCGACGACCCCAAACUGCAGACUUCCAUUAGCAAGCACAUCAUCAACUCACUGAGUGAGGUCGAUGCGAGCACUUGGACGGUGCGCCAUGUCGGACCAAGUGAGCACGGCUGGACUUUUACAUACAUCUGCAAGGACUCGUGGCAGUCAUGGUCUCGCCAGGUUGCGAAGACUCCGGCCAAGACGCUCAUCGGGGAAUGGAGUGAAAGAGCAGGACAAGAUCCGAUUCAUAUGGCUCGCCCGGCGUUUGACUGCCGCGGCUCUGUUAAGAUCUCCUUUGUCAGGUCGACGAGGACGAUAGACGUUAAGUACGAGCAUACGCCGCUUCACAAAACGGUCGGCGAGCUUAUCGACCUUCUUGCCCCUCCCCCUCCUGCUCCGGUUUCCAAGACGCCAGUAAAGAAACCGAAAGAGCCAAAGCCCAAGGAGCCAAAGGAGACGAAGCCCAGAACAUCGAAGCCUUCGAAAAGAGGUCCAGGAGAAAAUGGGGUCCCACUGGACGGCAAAUCCUCGCGACAGUUCAAAAAGCGGCGAAAGAAGGACUCUUUACCCCCUGGUGCUGGCGUUAUUCCUUCGGAGAUGCCAAACGACUUGCCUGUAGGGGAACUGUCUACCCGGCCGUUGUACAACUCUCAUUCAGAGGCUUCCACGCAUGGACAGCCUGCUGGUUCGAGCAGUUACCCUGAAACCCUCGUCAGUACCGACGGCCCGGCACCGGAAGACGUCGAUGCUCUUAUGGGCGCCAUACUCAAUCUUCCUCCCCGGGAGAUACAACGCCGGCGCGACGUUGCCAUCAAGCUUCUUACCAAUAGUGGCAUCGAUCCAAAGACCCUUACGGCGGAGCAGUUUAAUAUUUUUGCCAAUCAGUCUCCAGAGUUACAGCAAGACUCUCUCGCGAUGUUCAUGAAGUAUGGUGCUGAGCGGCUACGCAUCGUUCACCCCAACCAGGACAGCACGCCUGCGGCAACGCCGAAUAAGAACGUGGCCGGGGAGGGAACACCGGUGAAGCAGGCCAGAUCGAUUUGCGAUAACUGUCGCAUCAUGAAGCUCAGGGGCAAGUGUGACAAGGCCUUACCAGCUUGCACACUAUGUGUCGCGAGUGGCGUUGCCUGUGUUUACACAAAGCCGUGGAAGAGCCAAGUUGCGGAAGGGGCAACUUCUGAUGCCAUAGCAGCACCAGGGGCGCCCGGUCCGCCUGCGCCUGAGGAUGCGGCUAACAAUGAGCUCGGUAAUCUGGGCUCGCCUGGGUUUCGCAGCGUCCCAGCCGCCGAGCCUGCUCCUCCCAUAGACCCCCAGGGGAAUGGUCCAGCUCAAGACCAAGUGCAUGAUCACUUGGUCAGUCAUGUCGCUGAGCCGGUGAAUGAGCCGGUUGCCGCAAAACCCGUCCAUCAACAACUUGAGUUGACCUCAGACCCCUUUAGCCAGUAUCGACGCUCAUCUGGCGUGAGCCUUCUUCCUCAGGCAGCAGCCACUGCUGUCCCUGGGCAGCUUGCACAUCCGAGCAUACCGACAGCAUCGGUCGACUCCAAUCCGUUAGACUACAUUCACAAUUCUAUUCCAGAGGCCACGGAUGGGGAACGUGCAGUCGACGAUAUCACGGCAGAAUUAUUCAACAAUGCAGCCCACAAAUGGGGCUGGAACAAGCAGUACUACAAUGAAUACACAACCAAGCACCUGGCGGUCCCUGUCAGGGCCAACUCGGCGCCCGUCUCACAGGCAUAUGAUGAUUUACACCAGCAACAGCAGGCUUCGACUAGCUGGUCUACUCAGGCUUCGCAACAAGCUGUUUGGCCUUCUCCCCCGCAGACUGCCGUGCAACCUGUUCGCUCGAGGUCACGGCAGCCUGGUCGGUCACAAGCCCAGACGCAGUCGAGCAGCAUGGCAACUGCCCAGCAAGGGAACCAGUCAUUGCCGAUUACGUCUGGCCCGACUCAACAGUCGAGUUCGACGCGGAGCUACAAUUACAACCAAUACUCGACCGGUAGUUCUCAGGCCGACAGGUCUAAUGACCACAUAGCGUACCAGUCGUAUGGGACUGGGCCAACUGCUGUUCAACUGACCACGCACCCAUUGGUGGACGGCUACAGCUCUCGGCUACCGUCGACGUCUGUUACACACUCUUCUACAUCAUCCUCUCAGAAAAUGACUCAAACCUACUCGACCACCUUCUCGGCCAACACAAGCCAAUGGGGGACAGCUUCCUCAACCGCGCAGCAAACUAAGAGCUCUCGUGGUUACUGCACCACUCAAUCCACAGCAAGCAGCACCGCCUCCUACAACCUCCCUCCCACAACCCAACAAUUCCAAUCCGUCCAAGGCUUCGACAUGUUCCCACAAGUCCAGCCCCAAGCCCGCAGCUCAUCCAGCCUCUACACCCAACGAACGCAGAAGCCUCAACAGCAAACCUACAGCAGCUACAUAGCCCAGUCCCAGCAAGAUCACCAACAGCCCCAGCAACACCAUCACCAGCAGCAGUCUCACCAACAACAACAACACUUCCAACGCACCGCUGCCGCUAGCACAACCCUUCACCGCCAUCAACGAACCACUUGGGGCGGCUACAGCACAAGUACGACCAGCUCAACGGCUACCACGUCCUCAAGGUUCGGGUCUCUGACUGCCACGGCGGGGACGGGAAAGGCGUAUUCUAGUGCUGUGCAUGAAAGGCAGCAUCACUGGUCUACACUGGCCGAAUUGGGACUCCGUGCAGCGGUUGCGGCUGCAGGAAAGUGUGCUGGAACCGGGGCUGGGGCCAUGGAUGGGGACCACGCGUUGUAUGAUUUGGUAGGGAAUAAUCCGUAA